GGAACCCUACGCCGCCGCCCUUCUGCUUCCGGCGGCGGCUCCGUGCGCCAUGGCGCUCUUCGAGCAGAUGCGGGCUAACGUGGGCAAACUGCUGCGGGGCAUCGACCGGUACAACCCGGAGAACCUGGCCACGCUGGAGCGCUACGUGGAGACGCAGGCCAAGGAGAACGCCUAUGACCUGGAGGCCAACCUGGCUGUGCUGAAGCUGUACCAGUUCAAUCCCGCCUUCUUCCAGACCACUGUCACGGCCCAGAUCCUGCUUAAGGAGACCAACCUCCCCCACACAGACUUUACUCUCUGCAAAUGUAUGAUUGACCAAGCUCAUCAGGAAGAGAGGCCCAUCAGGCAGAUCCUCUACCUGGGCGAGCUCCUGGAGACCUGCCACUUCCAGUCUUUCUGGCAAGCCCUGGAUGAGAACAUGGAGCUCCUGGAUGGGAUCACUGGCUUCGAGGACUCUGUGAGGAAAUUCAUCUGCCACGUGGUGGGGAUCACGUACCAGCACAUUGACCGCUGGCUGCUGGCUGAAAUGCUGGGAGAUCUCUCGGACUCCCAGUUAAAAGUCUGGAUGAGCAAAUACGGCUGGACGGAGACGGAGCCCGGGAAGAUCUUCAUCUGCAACCAGGAGGAGAGCAUCAAACCCAAGAACAUCGUGGAGAAGAUUGACUUUGACAGCGUCUCCAGCAUCAUGGCGUCAUCCCUCUGAGCCCUGCACGCCUGCUGCCCCGCUGCUCCUGGGACACCGUCGCAAACUGUUUUAACGAUUCCUCCUUUUAAUCCUUGUCUCGACCAGUAAAAGAGACACCUCGA
Molecule: messenger RNA, 807 nt
Organism: Rhea pennata
Lineage: Eukaryota; Metazoa; Chordata; Aves; Rheiformes; Rheidae
Gene: EIF3K
Product: eukaryotic translation initiation factor 3 subunit K
Biological process (GO): regulation of translational initiation
Cellular component (GO): cytoplasm; eukaryotic translation initiation factor 3 complex
Molecular function (GO): translation initiation factor activity; ribosome binding
Source: RefSeq, a predicted model, not a curated record